Messenger RNA from Lactuca saligna, 381 nucleotides. NCBI's taxonomy places the organism in Eukaryota, Viridiplantae, Streptophyta, Magnoliopsida, Asterales, Asteraceae. The record is from the annotation of a GenBank genome assembly.
AUGUUCAGAAGAAAGGCAUUUCGAAUAACGAAGGAGGUGGAAAUUCAAGUUCUUAUUUGGUUAAAUCAUUUUCUAAUGUUGAUCCAAAAAAGAAAAGGAAAAAGUGUUCAAAUUAUUCAGACAGAGGAAGAAAAGAAAAGAUUGCAAGCCAUAGAAAUGGAGAAACAAAGGCAGAUAAACAUCUUAAAUAAGAGGAUGAAUGAUCCUCCUGGCAUGAACAAAAGUGACCGGAACAAAAAAUGGUGCUAUGAAACGAUAGAGAUAGAAGUCAUUGCUAAGCCAAAUGAGUUUACAAAGAAGUCGAAGAAGAGCUAUGACAUUGAGAAAUCGAAUUUCAAUCAACCAUCUUUUAUUUACAUUCACACAGUUCAAUUUAUCUGA